Thamnophis sirtalis is the source of this 1260-nucleotide messenger RNA. The record is from RefSeq and is a predicted model, not a curated record. NCBI's taxonomy places the organism in Eukaryota, Metazoa, Chordata, Lepidosauria, Squamata, Natricidae.
GGCACAAAAUUCAAUUGUGACUUUAAUUACAGGAGUACCAGAAGAGGUGGUUGCAACAAUGGAUCAUUUGGAUUGAAGAUACUGAAUAAAAUUAAUCAGGAACUGUGCUGCGUAUUAUCUUGUUUUGUGAGAGAUUCCCUGUAGCCUUUGAUCAGCCACCAGGAAAGGACUACUAAUCAUCAUGAAGUUGAAGCAACGUGUGGUCCUUCUGGCAAUCCUCCUCGUCAUCUUUAUCUUCACAAAGGUUUUCCUCAUCGACAACUUGGACACAUCCGCAGCCAACCGCGAGGACCAGCGCGCCUUCCAUCGCAUGAUGACGAGUCUACGGAUCGAAUUGGACCCACGACUUGAUCACACGCUGCAGUCUCCUUGGGAGAUUGCAGCCCAGUGGGUGGUGCCACGUGAAGUGUAUCCGGAGGAAACGCCAGAGCUGGGGGCCGUGAUGCAUGCUAUGGCCACCAAGAAGAUCGUCAAAGCAGACGUGGGCUAUAAGGGCACCCAGUUGAAAGCGCUACUUGUGCUGGAAGGUGGACAGAAAGUGGUCUUCAAGCCUAAGAGUAUCAGAGUCUCCACAUGGAACAGGUUGAAUUAUAUAAAGAAUGGAGUCCUGAAGUCUGCCUUAAAAACUGCUAUGUCUCAUGAUCCCAUCGCACCUGUGCUGUCUGCCUCCCAUAUGGAUGCCCUGGAUCUGCGGCUUCUGAACAUCUUGGCUACCAUAAAGCAAUGUACAGAUCAAUUUGGGCCAGACAUUGUAUUGGUGGAAGAUAGAAUGACUCUUUCCCAUUUGUAGCUGUUAAGAGAAACUGACGGGGAUUAUUUUUUUAAAGGUAAUAAAUAGAAAACAGCACAACUGGUUCUGCACGGCUAUACGGGCAGGAUAAACUGGAAUUAAACAACAGCAUUUCUGCAUCAGAAGAGAAACCAUUGUAGUUUGAAAGCGCCGUUGAAGACAAGAAAGUUCCCCUUGAGUAGCCCUGGAUCUUUUCUUUUCUUUUCUUUUUGGAUUCCAUUGCUGGCAGUGGAUGUUGCACUGAGAACUCUCCUGGGAUUUCCUGAGAAGAGAUGGGAUAAAGAAAAUGGAAGAGACAUCCUGUGCUUGAACAAACAUGUAGGCUAUCUUGCAUCUGAAGAACUGGAACUGUUGCUAAAAAAAAAAGAAAAUAAAUAAUUUAUUAAGAAGUAACUUAUUCAUAUGGCAGCUGAAACAAAAUGUUCACCUUGAAGCUGCCAAAGACUUGCCUUUUGGAGUGGGUACGAGUA